Penaeus monodon (black tiger shrimp) is the source of this 1710-nucleotide messenger RNA. Its product is annotated as mucin-17-like. Gene Ontology annotation, molecular function: chitin binding. The transcript has 5 exons. The coding region runs from base 1 to 1710 and encodes 569 amino acids. Lineage: Eukaryota; Metazoa; Arthropoda; Malacostraca; Decapoda; Penaeidae. Gene Ontology annotation, cellular component: extracellular region. The record is from RefSeq and is a predicted model, not a curated record.
AUGACGUCAAUGAAAACUUGGCGCACAGCCCUCGCUGCCCUGCUCAGCCUCGGUUACUCGGUCUCGGCUUCCCCAUAUGUCACCGGACCUCCUGAAGUGAGCGCCCUUUGCCCUGUACCUGAAGGAGAAUCCGCUACCUUACUCCCCAAUCCUGCCGACUGCACGACGUAUUACAGCUGUAACUGGGGCGUUGCUUACCUCAUGUCAUGUCCCAGUGGUCUUUAUUUCGACGUCAACCUCCACGUAUGUACCACUGCCCCUACCCACACAACGACUCCAGCAAACACCGACGCCCCGAAGACGACGACCUCCCCACACACGGGGCCUCCCGAGAUCAGCGCCCAGUGCCCCGUUCCUGAAGAAGAUUUCGCGAGGCUACUUCCCAACCCGGACGACUGCACGACCUAUUACAGCUGUAGUUGGGGCGUUGCCUACCUCAUGCCGUGCCCUCCUGGACUCUACUUCGACAUCAACCUUCUCGUUUGCACUUGGUCUUGGGAAGCCACCUGUUACAGCUCCACAGAGGCCACUUCAGUGCCACUCACUUCUACAGAAUUAAGCACAGCUGCCCCUGAAACCACUGCAUCAAGCAUUGAAGUCUCCCAGACCACUACAGGAAGCACAGAAGUUCCUGAAACCACAGCACCUAACACAGAAGUUCCUGAAACCACAGCACCAAAUACUGAACUUCCUGAAACCACAGCACCAAAUACUGAACUUCCUGAAACCACAGCACCAAAUACUGAACUUCCUGAAACCACAGCACCAAAUACUGAACUUCCUGAAACCACAGCACCAAAAACUGAACUUCCUGAAACCACAGCACCAAAUACUGAACUUCCUGAAACCACAGCACCUAACACAGAGGUUCCUGAAACCACGGCACCAAAUACUGAACUUCCUGAAACCACAGAACCAAGCACAGAGGUUCCUGAAACCACAUCACCAAAUACUGAAGUUCCUGAAACCACAGCACCUAACACAGAGGUUCCUGAAACCACAGCACCAAGCACAGAGGUUCCUGAAACCACAGCGCCAAAUACUGAACUUCCUGAAACCACAGCACCAAAAACUGAGGUUCCUGAAACCACAGCACCUAACACAGAGGUUCCUGAAACCACAGCACCUAACACAGAGGUUCCUGAAACCACAGCACCAAGCACAGAGGUUCCUGAAACCACAGCACCAAGCACAGAGGUUCCUGAAACCACAGCACCAAGCACAGAGGUUCCUGAAACCACGGCACCAAGCACAGAGGUUCCUGAAACCACGGGAACAAGCACAGAGGUUCCUGAAACCACGGGAACAAGCACAGAGGUUCCUGAAACCACGGGAACAAGCACAGAGGUUCCUGAAACCACAGCACCAAGCACAGAGCGGUUCCUGAAACCACAGCACCAAGCACAGAGGUUCCUGAAACCACAGCACCAAGCACAGAGGUUCCUGAAACCACCGAAGCCAGCACAGACGCCAGCACCUUCAGACGGCGAAGGAUUCAAAUGUCCCAAAACUAGUAGCAUUUACCCGACUUUCAUCCCUAAUCCCAAAGACUGUCGGUCCUUCUACAUGUGUUUGUCGGGGGUCCCUUACCUCAUGGAAUGCCCUCAUGGUACCUAUUUCGAUAAAGAACGUGAGGUGUGCGAUCACGAAUCAGUGGUUGAGUGCGAUGUUAUGUUAGAGUGGGUUCCUCGUGUUGUUGCAGUGUACUAA